This is a messenger RNA of Exserohilum turcica Et28A, 1029 nucleotides long. RefSeq lists its product as uncharacterized. Lineage: Eukaryota; Fungi; Ascomycota; Dothideomycetes; Pleosporales; Pleosporaceae. The transcript has a single exon. The coding region runs from base 1 to 1029 and encodes 342 amino acids. The record is from RefSeq and is a predicted model, not a curated record.
AUGUUCCGCGUGCCAGACUACUCUGCGCCGAGUGGCGAAAGCACUGCACCGUCGAUAUGCAGCACGCCGGCCAAACGCAAUGUUUACGCCGAAGAGAAAGAUCCUUUCGAUGCUCUGCGGAGAGCGAGUGAGACGAGCGAAGAGGUGUUUUCAGAUGGAGCCCUAUCGCCUGGCAGCACGUGGUCCAACUCGACGCGCCCAAGCAGCAGCCCUUCUCCUUUCAGCCCGGGGACGCCCAUGUUCAACAUAGCAGCACCGGUGCGUCGACCAAUUGUCAAAGCAAAGACGUUUCCCAGCCAGGAGCGCUCACCACGAUUUCCGGGAACAGGGCCAGAGGGGCUCGGAAAGACGCUUCCAGGAUGGAUGCCUCUCGACGAGCAGGCAAAGACGUUCAGACUGCAAGCACCCUUUGUAUACGCCAGCCAAUCACGCAACCUGCCGCAAUAUCACAUACAGCAAGUUCUGGACCGAGAUGGCGGGCCCUCAAGCCUGAAUAUCCGUCGUGUUCAGCCGCACGAAACGCGGUCGUGCUCGGUGCCGGCCCUGCAUGCAGGGCGGGGCAGACGCAUGCGGUACAACGAGGACGAGACGUUGUAUACCUUGUCCGAUUUCGACAUGAAGGGCCGCGGUGGAAGUGCCCUCGAGGGCAGCAUCCAGCUUACGACGGGGAAGACGCUGUGGGGCGGGCAGUGGACGCGCAUCUGGCAUGUGACCAAGUGCAGGGCGCAACACCACGGCUGCAACUACAGGGGAACGUGCGAGCCAGAGAAGCGCCUGUUGUUCUGCGUGAAAAAGGGCGUGUGGGAGGACGCCGACGGGGUGGUGGUUGGGCGGGAGGAGAGGGGGAGUCUGGGCAGCCUGGGGUUGGGGGCCCUGCUAAGGGACAAGGGGGCAGGGGGUGAAAAUGAGAGCAGGGUGCUGGAUGUUAUAGAGGGCGUGCGAAAGGACGAGAGAAAAGGCGAUCUCCUGGUUGCAUGCUGGGUGAUGAGGCUGUGGAUGGCGGGGGAGCUUGGAUGGGAAGAGGAUUGA